Molecule: messenger RNA, 5023 nt
Organism: Mus caroli (Ryukyu mouse)
Lineage: Eukaryota; Metazoa; Chordata; Mammalia; Rodentia; Muridae
Gene: Stk35
Product: serine/threonine kinase 35
Biological process (GO): protein phosphorylation; negative regulation of G2/MI transition of meiotic cell cycle
Cellular component (GO): cytoplasm; nucleus
Molecular function (GO): ATP binding; protein kinase activity
Source: RefSeq, a predicted model, not a curated record
UGCAGAGAGGCGGCGCGGCUCUCCGCUGGCCUCCUGGGGGAUGGGCCACCAGGAAUCUCCGCUGACCAGAGCGGCGGCGGGAGGUGCAGCUUACAUAAAGAGGUUACGUAAAGUGCUCAGCUGGCGUGAACUCGGGGACGGCCACGGGAACCUGGAAGCCGAGGCCUCCCCCGGGAGCGUUGCUGUCAUCACAAGAGCAGCGUCGCGACCCGCUACACGCUUAGCCGGGCUCCCCGCCUCGCGCCCUACCGGGCUCUGCAGACAAGCCCGGCUCGGAACGGACCAUCCUCCGGCGCGGGCUCCAAGGGGGAACCGGUUCGCCCGGAAGAGGAACAGCGCCGGCCAGAUCACCAUCCAAGGUCCCGCUCCUCCACAUCUCGGGGCUAGACGGAGGGAUGAGGCAAGGGGGGCCCGGGCGGCGCCGUUGCUGCUCCCCCCGCCCCCCGCAGCCAUGGAAACGGGGAAAGAGAACGGAGCCCGCAGAGGGACAAAAAGCCCGGAGCGGAAAAGGCGAAGCCCAGUCCAGCGGGUACUGUGCGAGAAGCUGAGGCCGGCGGCCCAGGCCAUGGAUCCGGCUGGGGCCGAGGUCCCGGGCGAGGCCUUCUUGGCCCGGCGACGGCCGGAUGGCGGCGGCGGGGAUGUUCCUGCACGGCCGCGCUACAGCCUCUUGGCGGAGAUCGGGCGCGGCAGCUACGGCGUGGUUUAUGAGGCUGUGGCUGGGCGCAGUGGGGCCAGGGUGGCAGUCAAGAAGAUCCGCUGCGACGCUCCCGAGAACGUGGAGUUGGCACUAGCAGAAUUCUGGGCCCUCACCAGUCUCAAGCGGCGGCACCAGAAUAUCGUGCAGUUUGAGGAGUGCGUCCUACAGCGCAACGGGUUAGCCCAGCGCAUGAGUCACGGCAACAAGAACUCACAGCUUUACCUGCGCCUGGUGGAGACCUCGCUCAAAGGUCGAUCCUUCGGGACCCACAGUUUCAUCGUGUCUCGGACAGGAUGGCAGAGGGUACAGGUGGUGGUGAUCUCCUGACAGCUGGACCUCCCACAAUGUGAAGCUCAUGCUUGGGCUGCCCACUCUACCCUUCUCUUUCUCCUUCAGUAGAAUAAUAAUUGUUUUUCUAACAUUAAACCAUCAAGACUUCUGAAGAGCAGAAGGCUACACUCUGGACAGGCACCUUUUUAUUGUUUUUGUUUUGUUUUUUUAAGAACAUUGAAUGUGGACAAAGCUUAUGCAUAUAGUCACUGUUAAUCUGUUAAUUUCUUAAGUUAGGAAGCAGUUUUGGUUUUCUCUUUCACGUUCUGUUUUCUUUCUUACACACAUCUCAGUUCUGCUUUAGCACCCCACUUCCCACAGAAUUCUGUCUCCCCAGAGUUUGGUAUUUCUCCUGGAAAGGGAUGCGAACAAAGAGCUAAGGAAGCAGCCUCUGAGUUGCCUCCCCCAGAUGUGGGAGCUGCUGGACUCCUUGGAAGGGCUGGUCCUGGCCAGCCCUCAAGCCUCAGACAGGAUCAGAGAUGAAGAACCUCUCAGAAGAGGAACACCAGGGGUUGGCCCGAGGGACUCUAGAAAGAAGACCUAAACCAUGGGUUUGGUUCUCGUUAAGUUCUUGAGAGUCCCAGGCCACACCAGUACUCACUGUAGUGGGCAUUGCUUCCCUCUUUUGCCCUUUCCAACUGGGAUCCCUGAGGAAAGAAGCCAAGAGUGGUCAUCCCAUCACUUGGGGAUUAAGAGACUCCAUCCCCACUCCUUGCAGAAGCCUAUCUUCUACCAGGACUGUUGUGCCAACCCCCUGUCAAACUUGGUCUUCCUUGGCCUCUUGUCACUACUAUGAGGCCAGUACCUUUCACCCUCUCCUCCUGGAUUGUCUUCUCUGUGUGCUACAAGUCCAGCCUGUCACAGACACUACCUAGGUCUCAAGAUCCAGUUUUGAUCCUUGCAGAGUACCCUUAACUGGCUGUUGACAUCAUUUCCUCACAGUGAAAGGUGUGCCCUGUAUACCAGGAUCCCUAGUGUCACCACUGGGUGACACUGUCAAGCGCCAUCUCUCUUACCCCCAGGGACUUCAUGUUAGGUGAUCAACCUCCAUGUCACUGUUGUCUGAUGAGCAGAGAAAGGACCUGCCUUGAAGAGGGAGGUCUGAGGCAGAUGGGAGUGUCCAGGUGGCUAAUAGAGGCCAUGUAGCAGCUAGCCAUAUAAAGCACCGCGACCUAUAUCCCGAGACGGCUGCACAACCUCCUUGCAGUGUUCUGACAGCCUCCUGAGGGAAGAUCUCCCUCCAGCUGCCUCAUGGACCCACCAUUCUCUCUGGUGUUGCCCUCUACUUAGAUGCACCUUUGGUUGCUCCAAAACGUUUCCAGACUUUUCACCUUGUUCUGGCCUUGUGGGAUGGGAUCUCUGGACAAGGAAAGAAGGGAUCUGUGUUCAUUCUUGUUUAUACUUCCUAAACUAACACAGGGUGGAUAGAGAAAUAAGAGGUCAGGGGCAGCUUUCCCUCAAGCAGGGGUCCCUUGUUCCUGCAGCGUGGAGAAAGGCCAGCACAGCUGACCCUGACAGCUGGCCCUGCUUAGUUAGCAGCUCUGUCCACGUUUCUCUUUCCAGCCUUCUCGUAGGCAACUCAGCACCAAAGUUUCUUUCUCCUCUUGGCCAGAGGUCAGCUGCUGCUCCUGUGGGUACAUGACUGCAGGUGAGAGCCCUACCUUGUGCUGCACUGUGAUAGCAUCUCGUCUCCUUGAGUGACUUUAUAAGCAGCCUCCUGAGCCUAAUCAGAGUGGCCCCUGGGAGAGUGGGAACAGCGGUGUCCCCUAAGUGCAAGAUACAUUCCAUUUCUGUUCUGCUGCCCUCCCUCCCCUUGGGUGCUGCAAUCUCUUUGUGCCUGAGCAGAUGGGAAAAGCAGUCUCUGAGCUCAGGACCCCAACUCUUCCUGCUCUAGUCCUGCUCUGGGUUCCUGAUAAAGGUUCACUAUCUGUCUACCUUAUUUUUUUCUUUCCCAUCUCUAACCAGGCCUGGGUUAUAGUGCUUUCCCACUGUACGUACUUUUCUUGGUGUCAGUGUAGCCUCUGCAGGUUGCAGGUUGGUAGCCUAGUGAGGGGUAGCCUGCUUCCCUGUACCUUCUCUUCCAUGACUCCCAGCUGCUUCUGGCCUGGAGAUUGCACCUCUUUCUCUGGCUCCAGUGAGAGCCAGGUCUUGAGCCCCAAGUGCCUCCCCCUGCUGUUUUCAUUCUUCCUCCCUGUAAUCCCUGCUUACCUAUCACCUGCCAGCUAGCUGCAGGCUGGCCCCAGGACAUGCUUGCUGUGCUGUGGCUGGUGGGUCAGGACCCCUGUGGGCUCUGCAGUCUUCUCAGAGUCCAGCUCCCUGUCUCUUUUGGAGAUGGACAUCCUUUUCCUCUGUUACUUCCCUCUUCUGCCUCUGUCUGGGGUGCAGACUUGCCAGUAGAAGCUCUGGGGCAUCUGAUCUCGGGUGCCUCCAGGUUUGUUAAAUCUGUUCACAUUCUAGAAGUUUGCAGAACUCUUAACCUUUGUCCUUUUGGGGGUGGUGGUGAGGAUUGCCUGUUGGGAGACUAGCCUGGCCUCAGUUCUCAGUUCUGAGCGCAGGAUAGAUCAUAGUGCCUUACUUAUUCCAUUGUCUUCCCCUGUCCAGACUCAGCCAGAAGCAGGUGGCUGUCUUCUGGCUCAUUUUGUCACUUAUACUCACAGUCUCCCACCUGUAUAUAGCCACAGGGGAAGGAAACCUGAGCCCCCAGCCACCUCCUGUGGGCUAUAGCCAGACACACACCCCUCUCGCCUGCCUCCGUGGCCCUCACAGCAGCUUUAGACCAGGACCAAAUGCUGCUGCCCACAUAUGCACACUGCCUUUGUUCCUCCCUGUUCUUAGCUCUAGCCAGGAUGACACUGACUGCACCAUCCAAACUGGCACCAGCUAACCCCCUCUGGUCACUGGAGACCAAGGUUCGGGCUCUAGCCUCACCUAGCUUAGGGGCACUGGGGCAGGGAGUAAGAACUCCAGUCCCACCUUGUAGGGUUUGCCCUUUGGCUGCCUGAGGGAUGUUUUAAUGUUUACUUAAAGAAAAUACCCUGUUUACAGCUGGAGGAGAAACGCGCUCACACUAGGUGAAGGUCUGACUCUGGAUAGGGCCUGGUCUCCUUUGUGGCACUGCCAGUAGUAACUGCAGUGGUGGUGAAGGCGGAGAAGCCCGGAGGGAGCAGAGGCUCUUGACUCACUCCUCUUCCUAACCCUGUGGUGCUGAGACCACUCCCUGUUUUCCUCAUAGCCUUCUUGCCCCACGGUGUCAUUUUCUUCCUCCAAGAUUCUCAGCUCUAACAUAUCACUAUUUUAGAAAACCAGUGUUUUGCAGCAAUAAAGUUAUAUUGUUUUGUGUGAAUCUUAUUCCAAGAAAAGGAAAAGAGCAUUGUGGGAAUCUGUUGAUGCUAUUAGCUGUUUACUGUUUGAGAAGAUAGCUCGGAGGGAUGGAUGAUAUGGCUUUUAACCUUUAAGUUUCUUGAAGAGUGGGAAGAGCAAGAGUUUGACUGCUGUCCUCCCAGGAGGGACUGUACGGCCCUCGCCUUACUCUGAUGUGCCCCUUCCUGCCCUGCCCACCAGGAGCUCUUCCAGCUCUCUUCCUCCCACCCCAUCUGGGGGCACUGGGGGGCUCAACUCUAGGCGGGUCUUUGGGUUACCCCUCCCCGUGACUGGAUCUCUCUCCCUAUCAGACAGCUGCUGGGAGCCCACCUCCGAAUUGGCUGAGAUUGCUGCUUUGGCCCUCCAGGCCAGCAGACUCUGGAGGCUGAGGCUUCUGCCUUCUCUGAUUCCGAGCUCGUGCACACAGGUCAGCACAGGCCCGACUUUGAGGGAAAGGAGCCUUGUCUGGACACAUGCAAGGAAGGAGAACGCAGUAGGUACUGGCAUCUUGGCUGAUGUCAGUAUCCACAGCCAUUACUGAGGGCCAAGUCUGCUGCCAUUCAUUGUUUCAUUGCCUAGGGCCCCUAGUAUUGGGGAGAGUACCAGAACAAGUGGGCCUUUUUUUUUUUUUUUUUU